AUGGGGUCCCUGGUUCCCUUGUGCUUUGAUAGUGGUAAUAAUAAAAGGUAAUGUUCACCGAGCACUUACUAUGUGCCAGGCACUAUUACCACUUUUCAUCUCUUAUUUCUUCCCCAAAACAAUUCUGUGAAAGCAGCUGUUGUCAUUCCCAUUUUGCAGAGGAGGUAACUGAGUCACCAGAAGGUUAGACAACUUGCCCAAGGUCAGAUAAUAUUUGGUGGAGCUGGUCCUGGGUACCUGUCCCUCUCUAGCCUCCCUUUUUCUGUCUGUAGAAGGGAGUCACUGGUUCUACAGGCCUUGGGCCCCUGAUGGUGGCUGUGCUAGGAGGUGGGUCAAUUAGGCAGGAGCUAUCCCAGCAAUGCCCCCAGCCCUCACAGGGCCCUAGAGAUCCCUCAGAUCACUGAUUGGCUUCUUCUUCAGGAAGCAUUCCGGGACUCUGGAAGUCCUCAGGUUAGGAGAGGGGAGCCAGCUGCCCCUUCCCGCAUCAUGCUCUCUCCAACCAGCCCCAGCUGAGGAGGAGUCAUCUGUGUUCUGCAGUUUCUAUGGGCACUGGGGAGGUCUUUCCCUCUUGGGUAACCUGGAGUGGUGUCUACUCGUGUCUGGGAUUGGGCUGACAGAAUUUUGAACCUUAGCUCUGCCCCAUUCACAGCUGUGCAAUCCUGGAUAAGCCACUUUUCUUCUCUGUGCCUUGGUUUCUUCGUGAGGCCGUAAUAGGACCCAUGUCUUGGAGUUGCUUGCGAGUGUUUGUGUGCACCAAGCCAUCCCUCCUGGUAGCAGAAGAGUCUGGGCCAGAAUCUGGGCCAGCUGGGUGGUGGGGUGGGCUAAACCUACAGGUGGAGGGAAACACCCCAGGGACAAGUGUCUUCCCCCACCCCAGGAGUCUGUGCACCUGCAAGGUCGUUAGUGCUGGAAACCACAAGGAAGUCAUUUGCUUAAGUCCUGAAGUUUGCAAAUUCUGCUGGUAGAGGGAGGAAGGGAGGCUGGAAAGCAGGGGCUGGGGAUCCUGUCCUCCUACCUUCUCUAACUCCUCCCUCCUCAGAGCUGGGGGAUGGGCCUCAGCAGUGCUGAGUCUGCCAGCUGGGAAUGCCCCAUACACACAGAACACAGCCUCUCCCAACCCCAGUGAACAGAUGUGUCCUCUGAAACCCCAACAGGGGAGUGCACAGGAGGCCCCUGGCCCAGCACCUCUCGAGAGUGUGCCCUUCCCAGCAGGUCCCAGAGGUGCCCAGGACUCCAUUUCUUUGGGGGGCUUUCUACAUCCUUUCAGUUUAUUUUUUGAAUAAAAAUGUACACACAGUACAACAUUCAAAGGGUUAAAAGGUACAGUAAAGUCUUCCCAGACCUGUCCAGCCACCCAGUAUUCCCAGGGUCUUGUGUCUCCUUCCCAAGGUAUGCUGGGUACAUACUCCUUUGGACCCUUAUGAUCUUUUUCACACAAAAGGGAGUGGAUCGUGAGUGCUGUUCUGCCCCUGCUUUCCACGUGAUAAUCACUCUCGGAGAUGGUGCCUUGUGGAGCAUCCUGGGGCUUCCUAGUAGCUAUGCAGGGUUUCAUGUGGCUCUUCCGGUAUUUCUUCACCUGGCUUUUGGAGGGCACUGCGAUUGUUCAUAGCCUCUCCUGUCACACGUCACAAGGCAUAUUGUUGUCCCCACAUCACUUCACACACUUGUCAAUAUUGCCAAAGGAUACAUUCCUAGAAGCGGAGUUGCUGCAUAAAACAGCAUGUGUACUUUAUAUUUUGACAGCUAUUGCUGAAUUGUUCUCCAUAAAGUUGCACCUGUUGACCUGCCUGUUUCGUCACCCCUGCACCAUUGCCAUGCAUCACCAGACAUUUUGAUCUGUGCCAAUCUGAUGGAAAAGUGUCCUCUCAUAGUUUUACUUUGCAUUUCUCUGGUUACCAGUCAUGUUGGGCAUUUUUCCAUGUAUUUUGGAGCCAUUUGAUUUUCUUGUGUCCGUGAAUGGGCUGCCCAUCACCUUUGCUGGAUGUGAGCCAAGAGCUCCCAACUGAAGAAGGGAAGUCCCUGUGGGAGCUGGUGCUGGAGCAGUUUGAAGACCUCCUGGUGCGCAUCCUGCUGUUGGCUGCCCUGGUCUCCUUCGUCCUGGCCUGGUUUGAGGAGGGCGAGGAGACCACAACAGCCUUCGUGGAGCCUCUGGUCAUCAUGCUGAUCCUCGUGGCCAAUGCCAUCGUGGGCGUAUGGCAGGAACGCAAUGCUGAGAGUGCCAUUGAGGCCCUGAAAGAGUAUGAGCCUGAGAUGGGUAAGGUGAUCCGCUCGGACCGCAAGGGCGUGCAGAGGGUCCGCGCCCGGGACAUCGUCCCUGGAGACAUCGUGGAAGUAGCAGUGGGAGACAAAGUGCCCGCUGACCUCCGCCUCCUCGAGAUCAAGUCCACCACUCUGAGAGUGGACCAGUCCAUCCUGACAGGUGAAUCCGUGUCUGUGACCAAACACACAGAUGCUAUCCUGGAUCCCAGAGCUGUGAACCAGGACAAGAAGAACAUGCUAUUCUCUGGUACCAACAUCGCAUCGGGCAAGGCACUGGGGGUGGCAGUGGCCACAGGCCUGCACACAGAGCUGGGUAAGAUCCGGAGUCAGAUGGCGGCAGUGGAGCCAGAGCGGACACCGCUGCAGCACAAGCUGGAUGAGUUCGGGCGGCAGCUGUCCCGUGCCAUCUCUGUGAUCUGUGUGGCCGUGUGGGUCAUCAACAUCAGCCACUUCGCUGACCCAGCCCAUGGUGGCUCCUGGCUUCGUGGUGCCGUCUACUACUUCAAGAUUGCCGUGGCUCUGGCUGUGGCUGCCAUCCCUGAGGGCCUCCCAGCUGUUAUCACUACAUGCCUGGCUCUGGGCACACGGCGCAUGGCACGCAAGAAUGCCAUUGUGCGGAGUCUGCCCUCUGUGGAGACGCUGGGCUGCACCUCGGUCAUCUGCUCUGACAAGACAGGCACACUCACCACCAAUCAGAUGUCUGUCUGCCGGAUGUUCGUGGUAGCCGAAGCUGAAGCAAGCUCCUGCCGUUUGCACGAGUUCACCAUCUCCGGCACCACUUACGCCCCGGAGGGCGAAGUGAGGCAGGCGGAGCAGCUUGUGCGCUGUGGGCAGUUCGAUGGGCUGGUGGAGCUGGCGACAAUCUGUGCCCUGUGCAACGACUCAGCGCUGGACUACAAUGAGGCUAAGGGCGUAUAUGAGAAGGUGGGAGAGGCCACGGAGACAGCUCUGACUUGCCUGGUGGAGAAAAUGAACGUGUUUGACACCAACCUCCAGGCCCUGUCCCGAGUGGAACGAGCCAGUGCCUGCAAUGCGGUCAUCAAGCAGCUGAUGCGGAAGGAGUUUACUUUGGAGUUCUCCCGGGACCGGAAGUCCAUGUCAGUGUACUGCACGCCCACUCGCCCUGGCCUGGCAGCCCAGGGCAGCAAGAUGUUUGUGAAGGGGGCUCCUGAGAGUGUGAUCGAGCGCUGCAGCUCAGUCCGAGUGGGAAGCCGCACAGUACCCCUGAACGCCACCUCCAGGGAGCAGAUCCUCGCCAAGAUCCGGGAUUGGGGCUCCGGCUCAGACACACUGCGUUGCCUGGCACUGGCCACUCGGGAUGCACCCCCAAGGAAGGAGGACAUGCAGCUGGAUGACUGCGGCAAAUUUGCGCAGUACGAGAUGGACCUGACUUUUGUGGGCUGCGUGGGCAUGCUGGACCCUCCAAGGCCCGAGGUGGCUGCUUGCAUCGCACGCUGCCACCAGGCCGGCAUCCGUGUGGUCAUGAUCACAGGGGACAACAAAGGCACAGCUGUGGCCAUCUGCCGCCGGCUUGGCAUCUUCAAGGACACAGAGGAUGUGGUGGGCAAGGCCUACACGGGUCGCGAAUUCGAUGACCUCAGCCCUGAGCAGCAACGCCAGGCCUGCCGCACAGCGUGCUGCUUCGCCCGUGUGGAACCUGCACACAAGUCCCGAAUUGUAGAGAACCUACAGUCCUUCAAUGAGAUCACCGCCAUGACUGGAGACGGGGUGAAUGAUGCCCCGGCUCUGAAGAAAGCAGAGAUUGGCAUUGCCAUGGGCUCCGGCACAGCUGUGGCCAAGUCGGCAGCUGAGAUGGUGCUGUCAGAUGACAACUUUGCCUCAAUUGUGGCUGCAGUGGAGGAGGGCCGGGCCAUCUACAACAACAUGAAGCAAUUCAUCCGCUACCUCAUCUCCUCCAAUGUCGGCGAGGUUGUCUGCAUCUUCCUCACGGCAAUUCUGGGCCUGCCGGAAGCCCUGAUCCCUGUGCAGCUGCUCUGGGUGAACCUGGUGACGGAUGGCUUACCUGCCACAGCCCUGGGUUUCAACCCACCAGACCUGGACAUCAUGGAGAAGCUGCCCCGGAACCCUCGUGAGGCCCUCAUCAGUGGCUGGCUCUUUUUUCGAUAUCUGGCUAUUGGAGUGUACGUAGGCCUGGCCACGGUGGCUGCCGCCACCUGGUGGUUCCUAUAUGAUGCCGAGGGACCUCACGUCACCUUCUACCAGCUGAGGAACUUCCUGAAGUGCUCCGAGGACAACCCACUCUUUGCUGACAUUGACUGCGAGGUCUUCGAGUCACGCUUCCCCACAACCAUGGCCUUGUCUGUGCUGGUGACCAUUGAAAUGUGCAAUGCCCUCAACAGUGUCUCGGAGAACCAGUCGCUGCUGCGGAUGCCACCCUGGCUGAACCCUUGGCUGCUGGCAGCUGUGGCCAUGUCCAUGGCCCUGCACUUCCUCAUCCUGCUGGUGCCACCCCUGCCCCUUAUUUUCCAGGUGACCCCACUGAGUGGGCGCCAGUGGGUAGUGGUGCUCCAGAUAUCUCUGCCUGUCAUCCUGCUUGAUGAGGCCCUCAAGUACCUGUCCCGGAACCACGUGGAUGAAGAAAAGGACAAGAAGUGAGUGCUGGGAACAGAGUGGAGUCUCCAGUGCGUACCUCAGCCUGAUGAUGCCCAAGCGUUCACUCCUACUCCCCACACUGCCGUCACGCUCACCGCUUGCUCACUGGGCCCUGCCGAGGGUCUCUGUCCUUGCUUCCAUAUGCAUGGGGGCUGUGCAACUCAUGCCUCUGGGACUCUCCUGGGAAGUUCACCCCUGACGUUCCGGCUCCAGAGCAGCAGCCUAGGAGGGGCCUGCCCAGAAGCCAGAGCUGGAAGCAGAUCCAGACAUGCAGAGGCCUCUACCCCCAAAUCUAUGAGCACAUUCUGGAGCAGGCACCCCCUUGCUUGGAGGCUGGGCAUUUUACUUGGUCACUGGUGCUUCUGUACUGAUGGAGGACUCCUGGAGUUCCUGCUAGCUCUGACCUCUCACUUAGUGCCUGGUCUGGGGCCUGGUCAGCGGGACGGGGGGCGGUGAAGGGGAGGACAUCUGGGCCCAGCUGUGCACAGUGAGGGCAGACAACCCCCCUCCACUUUGCUCUUUUCCCACAAAGUUGGCACGUGAGGGUUUGAGCCUCUUACUGUUUAUAUGUGCAGGGGGUUGAAGGGUCAGUGGGAGGGAGAUGGUAGUGGGGGGGGGGGGUUGCUGGGUAAGGAUCCCCUUCCCAGGAGACAGCUGGCUUGGCUGCCUCAGUUCUGGACACUCCCAGACUGAGAUUUCCCUGUCCUAAGCAAAUGAGACAUGCCAAGUCUCGUUGCUGUCCAGUCUGCCAAGCAGAGGCUGGAUUUGCCCUCCAUGUCCCUGGUGCCUAAGACCCCAGACAUCCUUGGGUACCUGAUCACUGUGCCCUCUCAGCUCAACCCUGUGUGCACCAUCCCACAGUCUGCAUGGCUGGGUGAUUCUGAGUCUUCUAGACUCUUGGCCUCACUCUUCACCUCCAACCCCACAUAUCCGUGAGCUGAAAGGAUGUCACUAAGAAUGGCUAGUUACCCAACAGCACUUACUCUCCCUCCCUCAUUGCUGGAAGAAUGUGUGUCCAUUGUGGAUCAUGUUGGAUGAUGGGAAAAGAGCGUUUGAUGGACAUAAAUGUUCUUUUAAUUCGGCUCUUGCCCCUCUGGCGAAAAUUAGGCAUGGAAGAAAACAGUGGGUCAAUGUACAUCCUCACCCCUCCUGGAGAGUAUACCAAGUGAUUCUUUUAUGUGUAAAUCAAGACUCACAUCCCUGUCCUGGUCCCCAGAAUCAAAAAGCCCCCUUAGCCUGCCUUGCAGACAAAUGGGCUCCAGGCUCUGUGGCCUCUUACCACACCUUUCUUCCCUCCCCUCUCUUAGUCAGGCGGGGCUCCCCUGGGCACUAGCCCACAGAGAUUCUCUGCUUCUGUCCUGCUGAAGGGAAGGGAGAUCUUGAGGUGGGGGAUGGUGGGAGGGCCCUGAACCCACCUGUUGACGUGAAGUUGGUAGAGAAAUAAAGGCUGAGUGCCGGGGGCAA
This is a messenger RNA of Prionailurus viverrinus (fishing cat), 6336 nucleotides long. It is a transcript of the gene ATP2A3, whose product is annotated as ATPase sarcoplasmic/endoplasmic reticulum Ca2+ transporting 3. The transcript is spliced from 21 exons. The coding region runs from base 1957 to 4875 and encodes 972 amino acids. The record is from RefSeq and is a predicted model, not a curated record. Lineage: Eukaryota; Metazoa; Chordata; Mammalia; Carnivora; Felidae. Gene Ontology annotation, cellular component: membrane. Gene Ontology annotation, biological process: calcium ion transmembrane transport; intracellular calcium ion homeostasis. Gene Ontology annotation, molecular function: ATP binding; P-type calcium transporter activity; ATP hydrolysis activity.